CGCCGUUUCAGCAGAAGUCUCAUCAGCAACAACACCAUGUCGAAGAGGAGAACUAGGGAGCCAAAGGAAGAGACCGUCACUCUUGGUCCUUCUGUGAGAGAGGGAGAGCUUGUUUUCGGUGUCGCUCACAUUUUUGCAUCAUUCAAUGACACUUUCAUUCACGUGACUGAUUUGUCUGGACGGGAAACAAUGGUUCGUAUUACUGGUGGGAUGAAGGUCAAAGCUGAUAGGGAUGAAUCUUCCCCAUAUGCUGCUAUGCUUGCUGCACAAGAUGUUUCUCAGAGAUGCAAGGAGCUUGGCAUCAAUGCACUUCACAUCAAGCUUCGAGCCACUGGUGGAAACAAGACCAAAACACCUGGACCUGGUGCUCAGUCUGCUCUCAGGGCUCUUGCUCGUUCAGGAAUGAAAAUUGGUCGUAUAGAGGACGUGACUCCAAUUCCUACUGAUAGCACUCGCAGAAAGGGUGGUAGGAGAGGAAGAAGGCUGUAAGCUUGCUGCUUUUGUCAAGAAUCAAAUGCGGGUUCUUGUUGAGAAUGCUGCAGGUGUUAGUUUUGAUAUGGACUUGAAUCGUAUUCAUCUACUAUGUAGUUCUACUGAUGUUGGCCUUGCCUAUAAAUUUUGCUUCUUUUUCGUGGUUAAAUUUGUGAAACAAUUAAGAGAAAUAUGAAUUUUAGCCUUCUAUCUAUUAGCUGGUUGAGAA
Solanum tuberosum (potato) is the source of this 700-nucleotide messenger RNA. Its product is annotated as 40S ribosomal protein S14-2-like. The record is from RefSeq and is marked provisional. The transcript is spliced from 6 exons. Gene Ontology annotation, biological process: translation. Lineage: Eukaryota; Viridiplantae; Streptophyta; Magnoliopsida; Solanales; Solanaceae. Gene Ontology annotation, molecular function: structural constituent of ribosome. Gene Ontology annotation, cellular component: ribosome. Bases 37 to 489 code for a protein of 150 amino acids.